AUGGCUUUCUGUGGCAGAUUGGGGAUGGUAAAUCUAUCGACAUUCGCAGGGAUCACUGAGGGGAAGGAAGACAUGGCCAUGGUGGUUUGGGAAAGAGCGCAGGCUCUUAGCAAAGAUUUCCGUAUUUUUAAUUUUGCAGCACCCCCUGUUAUCCCUUUAACCCCGGUAUGUAAAGGGUGGACUAUACCUCCAGCUGGUGUUAUUAAGAUUAACGUCGACGCGGCGGUUGUGGAUGGGAAAUCUGGGUACGGGGCCAUUUCCAGAGACCAUGAUGGCUUUGUGGUCGGGGGUAGCUAUAGUUUUACGGAUAAAAUUCAAGACGUUAAAUGGGCGAAAUUUGACGCUUUUGUGGAAGGUUUAAAUCUGGCUUUAAAGCUGAAGGUGGAUAAGCUCAUAUUGGAAUCUGACAGUGCGUCUCUUGUCAACGCGGUUAAUAAGAGGGACCAAGACAUUACCAUUUUGGGCUGCUAUGUUAAUAAAGCUUGUAAAAAGCUUAACGAAUUUAAUUUGGUCCAAGCGAUUAAGGAUAAGUGUUGA
Molecule: messenger RNA, 537 nt
Organism: Gossypium arboreum
Lineage: Eukaryota; Viridiplantae; Streptophyta; Magnoliopsida; Malvales; Malvaceae
Exons: 2
Coding region: 1-537 (178 amino acids)
Molecular function (GO): nucleic acid binding; RNA-DNA hybrid ribonuclease activity
Source: RefSeq, a predicted model, not a curated record